Molecule: messenger RNA, 2031 nt
Organism: Colletotrichum karsti
Lineage: Eukaryota; Fungi; Ascomycota; Sordariomycetes; Glomerellales; Glomerellaceae
Product: major facilitator superfamily transporter
Exons: 2
Coding region: 1-2031 (676 amino acids)
Biological process (GO): transmembrane transport
Cellular component (GO): membrane
Molecular function (GO): transmembrane transporter activity
Source: RefSeq, a predicted model, not a curated record
AUGACGAACCGUCACUCCGCGCCGAUUGGCGUGAUUCCCGUGCCUCACGGCCCGGAGACGGGCCAGGAGAUCGAGGACUACCCCCGAGAGCACACCACCCAGCAUGAGCGUCAGAUUUUCAGCCACAUCACCCGCCCGGACGACUCGUACACCGAAGACGGCAUCUACUGGGCCGAUCUGCCCUUCUGGAAGCGUGUCAGCUUCGUGAACGCCGUCGACCGCGCCGAGGCGGCCAAGGAGCUCAAGGCCACCGGCGAGAUGAUGAAGAAAGACCCCCUCUCGCCCGUCAGCUGGUACUUCCGCAACGCCGUUCUUCCCGGUGCCGGCCUCGGCCUCGAGGGUUACGUCCUGUUCUCGAUCGGUAACUUGGAGCCUCUUUUCCAGGCCGCCUGGCCUUCGUGCUGGAAGACGCACGAGGUGUGCAGCCAGAACUGGGUUGCCUCCGUCACAUAUCUCGAGAUUGUCGGUAUCAUGAUCGGACAGGCUGCUGUUGGUGUCAUCGGUGACUGGAUUGGCCGCCGCUGGGGUCUCAUUCAGGAUGCUGCCAUCAUGUUCGUCGGUUUGCUGCUGUUGACUGGAAGCUGGGCCCUCUCUCUCCAGGGCUGGGUCAUUUUCUACGCCUGGUCUCUGUUCUUCUACGGCUUCGGUGUCGGAGGUGAAUACCCCAUUACCGCCACUUCUUCCAUGGAGAACUCCGUGACCGCCGGUCGCCUUUCCACCCGCGAGGAUCGUCUUCACCGUGGCCGCAAGGUCACCAUGGCUUUCCUGAUGCAAGGCUGGGGUCAGUUCGUCAACCAGGUUGUUCUCAUCGUCCUGCUCGUAAUCUUCAACCGCGGCUCUGGCGACCCUCCCUACUCUGCGACUGCCGCUCAGUACACCUUCCGCAUUUCUUUCGCCUUGCCCGCCAUCGGCACUCUUUGGCUCGUCUACUACAGAAUCUGGAAGAUGCCUCGCGCGAACCAGCAGCUCGCGCUCGCUAAGAAGAAGCAGGGUGUUACUGGUUACGACGUUAACGCUCUCAAGUACUGCUGCCGUCACUUCGGCGGUCGUCUGCUCGCCACUGCUGGUACCUGGUUCUGCAACGAUGUGUUCUUCUACGGAAACAAGCUGUUCCAGGGCCAGUUCAUCUCCGUCAUCUCCAGCAACCCCAACUCCCUUCUUACCAAGUGGACCUGGAGUUUGAUCAACGUUGUCGUUUCCAUGGUCGGAUACUACCUCGCCUCCCUGCUGAUCGACAACAAGCUCUACGGCCGUAAGAUGAUGCAGCAGGUCGGCUUCCUGAUGUGCUUCGUCAUGUUCGUCAUCCCCGCUUUCAACUACGAAUACUACACGAGUCCCGCCGGCAUCAAGGCUUUCCAGGCCAUGUACUUCCUCAGCUCCUUCUUCAACCAGUUCGGUCCCAAUUCCGUCACCUUCCUGGUGGCUGGUGAGGUCUUCCCCACCCCUAUUCGCGCCUCCGCCCACGGUUUCUCGGCCUGUAUCGGAAAGGCUGGUGCCCUUCUCGCAUCCGUUCUGUACAACUACAUCGACACCCAGACCAAGUUCUACGUCGUCCCUUGGUUCGGUCUCGCCGGUAUGCUUCUUACCUGGCUCUUCCUCCCCGACACCACCGGUCUCGACCUUAAGGAGCAGGAGCGCCGCUGGACCUACAUCCGCAGCGGCAGGGAGCACGAGUACCACGGUGUUGCCGUCCACCCCGAGCAUCUCAGUCUGUGGGAGCGCAUCCGUGGUGUCGGCAAGUAUUACGAUGCCGAGAAGGACCACAAGGCCCAGAUCGAGGACAUGCGCAAGGAGUGGGAGGAGCGCCAGGCCGAGCAGGGCGAGAAGGAGCCCGAGGUCUGGGAGGACCAUGACCUCUUCUCCGAGGAGAUCCACGGCUACUUCAAGGACGGUCGCAAGACCAAGCCCAGUAGCGGAGUGAUGGCCAACGAUAUCGAGGCCUCCGAGUCCUCGUCCGCGAGGGAAAAAAACAGCGGCGAGGAAAUCCAGCCCAACCCGAGGCGGGAUGCGGACCUGAACGAGAAGCAAUAA